Messenger RNA from Anopheles coluzzii, 14955 nucleotides. It is a transcript of the gene PMCA, whose product is annotated as plasma membrane calcium-transporting ATPase 1. The record is from RefSeq and is a predicted model, not a curated record. Gene Ontology annotation, biological process: calcium ion transmembrane transport; regulation of cytosolic calcium ion concentration. Gene Ontology annotation, molecular function: ATP hydrolysis activity; ATP binding; P-type calcium transporter activity. The transcript is spliced from 5 exons. Gene Ontology annotation, cellular component: membrane; intracellular membrane-bounded organelle. The coding region runs from base 1807 to 5433 and encodes 1208 amino acids. NCBI's taxonomy places the organism in Eukaryota, Metazoa, Arthropoda, Insecta, Diptera, Culicidae.
AGUGGCGCUCGCUCGGACAGGGGUGAUUUUCGUGAGGCACCUUUCACCGAUUGCUAAUUAGCAGCAGGGAGCAGAAAAAGAACUCUUGCGUGUUGCGUGAAACACUAAAUUCUAUGCACACCUUCACACACACACACAAACACAUACGAAUGCCAUAUGCAGUGAAGCACAGCCAGCCGCAGAAACACCGAACCGUUAGGAAUUGUGCGAACGACCACCAUCACCGAUCACCUGGAGAAACCACGUACGGUGCCCGCACGUGCACACAGCUGCUGCAGCACACAUCCUCCUCCAGCUCUAGCUUCGUUGGUGUUGUGACAGUGUGCGCUCACCGACGGGAUGGUGUGUGCGUGUGUGCCUGUGCACGGGUUUAGUGUCGUGUUUGUGUAGCUGUUUGUGUAUGUGUGCGUGUGCGUUGUGGUGUGCGCCCGUGAAUCUCUUCCGCCAAUUGAUUUUCCGCGCAGCAGGGCCUUUGCUCGACCCUCCCUCCGGAAGUGGAUUCGACUGCUGGUGGCUUUUCAUUUUACGACCGGGCCAAUUAUAGAUAGUAUUAUAUAUAAUAACGUGCAACGGGGGAAAACACGGUGUGAAAAUAUCUCACGUCACUACCACCGGAGGUUGUGGUAACUGGGUGUGCUGUGUAUGUGCCGCCGGUUUGCUAUUAUCUCGUGCUGCUGGAAGUAAUUGUGUGUUAAGGUGUGUACUACUACUACUACUACUACUGCUGCUUGCCCGUUUUGGAGAUCCAGUGCCGGACCGAAAGGGCGGAAGUUUGUUGUUGUUAGAAGUCGGAUGUAUUGUGGGGAAUAAGUUCGUAAACUUCAGAAGCAAAAUUGAGAUCUGCCCGCACAAUCGUCGCUUUAACUACUAUUAUUACUAAUGAAUUCUAGUAUAAGAUAACACAUCGUGCCACUACAUCGAGACAGGACGGUGACAGUAUCUCGAUCGAUCCAAAACGGAAGCGAUUCGAUCGACGUGAAGCUGCGUGUGAUCGCAACAGAAGUAGACCGUGCCAUGUCGCUGCAUCCAUUGCGCCCAUAAUUACGGUGUGCGACAUUGGGUGGUCCGACGGCACCAUUGGACUCGCCACACAGCACCGCCCGGGGAACGCCUCACCGACCCGAAACGCACUCCCGAUUGGUGGCGGGUUUGGCGGACGAGGAUGCAGAUGCUGCACGAUAUGAUGACGUUGCUGACGACAGUGCUAGCACGCCAUAGCUUCUGGUGACAGCAGCUCCUUCGCACGCCCAGAUAUCAUCAACACGACGACGGGUCCUUCAUUGGCGGCUGGUGGUGUCCAGCAGCAGCGACCGCGCGUUGUGCUCCAGCCGUGUGUCGGUAACCGGAACCAAACUGUGUUUGUGUGUGUGUGUGUGUGUGUGCGCGCAUAAGUGUCCGUGAAAUAUUUCGCUUGAACAAAUAGUAGCAGCAGAAGUGGUGCAUAUGUGUGUGUGUAUGCUGUACACGAUACUACACGUUGUGCGUGAGGUUCGGUUUGUGUGAUUGAUUUCAUUUGAGUUGUGUGUCCAGUUGUUAGGGUCGAGUGAAUCGAAAGUGAGAGCUGUCUAGCGGGGGUGAAACUAAAACAUACACACACAUACGGAAAGAGACCGGAGUGGUUGGCGGUUUUUGAUAGAAUAUUUAAUACCAAAGGCCUAGCCCCUAACGACGACGGCUCGUGAUUGCUCAGGCGUGCACGUGGUAUAACUUAGCAUAAAUCGUCAACAGUGGCGGUGUGUUUGCGAAGAGGGUGAGCAUAAGAAGCAGUAGAACGCAGCGUAAGGUAUAUAACAUACCCCCGGCAAGAUGGCGACUAUCGAUGGACGACCGGCCCAGUACCAGAUCACGCAGAAGAAUCUGCGAGAGAUCAUGGAGCACCGGGGCCGGGAAGCGGUAGCAAAGGUGAACGAGUACGGCGGCGUGGGGGACAUCUGCCGCAAGCUGUACACCUCUCCGAACGAGGGGCUGAGCGGAUCGACAGCCGACAUUGACCAUCGGCGGGAAACGUUCGGCUCGAACGUGAUCCCGCCGAAACCGCCCAAAUCCUUCCUGACGCUCGUCUGGGAGGCGCUGCAGGACGUGACGCUGAUCAUCCUGGAAAUUGCGGCCAUCAUUUCGCUCCUGCUGUCGUUCUACCAGCCCGCGGACGACGACGAACCGGUGGUGCAGGACGAGGAGGAACAUUACUCGUGGAUCGAAGGUCUGGCCAUCCUCGUGUCGGUGUUUGUGGUGGUCGUCGUGACGGCAUUCAACGACUACUCGAAGGAGAAACAGUUCCGUGGUCUGCAGUCCCGCAUCGAGGGCGAGCACAAGUUCUCGGUCAUUCGCGGUGGCGACGCGGUCCAGGUGAACAUUGGCGACAUCGUGGUGGGUGACAUCUGCCAGAUCAAGUACGGUGAUUUGCUGCCGGCCGACGGUAUUCUGAUUCAGAGCAACGAUCUGAAGGUGGACGAAUCGUCGCUGACCGGUGAGUCGGACCACGUGAAGAAGAACGAGUCGACCGACCCGAUCGUGCUGUCCGGCACGCACGUAAUGGAGGGCAGCGGCAAGAUGGUGGUGACGGCGGUCGGCGUAAACUCGCAGGCCGGCAUCAUCUUCACACUGCUCGGUGCGGCCGUCGAUGAGCACGAGGCCGCCGCCAAGCAGAAGAAGAAGGAGGCGAAGAAGGCGAAGAAGGCGGCCGGUGCAAAGGACGAAAUCACCAACAACAGCCACGGUCAUCCGCAGGGCAUCCGCAGCCAGACGACGGUCGACUCCAUCACCUCGGACGAUGGUGGCGACGAGGGCAGCAAGAGCGGCGGCGGCGGCGAAGGUGGCGGCCACGGCGGCAAGGAAAAGUCGGUGCUGCAGGCCAAGCUGACCAAGCUGGCCAUCCAGAUCGGGUACGCCGGUUCGACGAUUGCCGUGCUGACGGUGAUCAUCCUCAUCAUCCAGUUCUGCAUCCAGACGUUCGUAAUCGAACAGAAGCAGUGGCGCAACUCGUACGCGAACAAUCUGGUGAAGCACUUCAUUAUCGGUGUGACGGUGCUGGUCGUGGCCGUGCCGGAGGGUCUCCCGCUGGCCGUCACCCUGUCGCUCGCCUACUCGGUGAAGAAGAUGAUGAAGGACAACAACCUGGUGCGGCACUUGGACGCGUGCGAAACGAUGGGUAACGCGACGGCGAUCUGCUCCGACAAGACGGGCACGCUCACCACCAACCGGAUGACGGUGGUGCAGUCGUACAUCUGCGAGAAGCUGUGCCUGGUAACGCCCCGGUUCUCGGACAUACCGCGCGUGGUCGGCGAAGCGAUCGUCGAUGGCAUUGCGCUCAAUUCGGCGUAUACGUCCGGCCUGAUGCCCGGGCAGAAUCCGGGCGAUCCGCUGCAGCAGGUCGGCAACAAGACCGAGUGCGCGCUGCUCGGCUUCGUGAACGGGCUCGGCCGCAACUACCAGACGAUCCGGGACGCCAACCCGGAGGACUCGUUCACGCGCGUGUACACGUUCAACUCGGUGCGCAAAUCGAUGAGCACGGUCGUGCCGAAGCCGAACGGCGGCGGCUACCGCGUCUUCAGCAAGGGCGCCUCGGAGAUCAUACUGAAGAAAUGUGCCUUCAUCUACGGGCAGGACGGGGUGCUAGAAAAGUUCACCCGCGAUAUGCAGGAGCGCCUGCUGCACCAGGUAAUCGAGCCGAUGGCGUGCGACGGGCUGCGCACAAUCUGCAUCGCGUUCCGCGACUUCGUGCCCGGCAAGCCGAACAUCAACGAGGUGCACUACGACGGCGAGCCUAACUGGGACGACGAGGAGAACAUCAUCAGCAAUCUGACGUGCCUGUGCGUGGUCGGCAUCGAGGAUCCGGUGCGGCCGGAGGUGCCGGAAGCCAUCCGCAAGUGCCAGCGGGCCGGCAUCACGGUACGCAUGGUGACGGGCGACAACAUCAACACGGCGCGCUCGAUCGCGACCAAGUGCGGCAUCCUGCGGCCACAGGACGACUUCCUGAUCCUGGAGGGCAAGGAGUUUAACCGGCGCAUCCGCGACAGCAACGGCGACAUACAGCAGCACCUGCUGGACAAGGUGUGGCCGAAGCUGCGUGUGCUGGCCCGCUCGUCGCCCACGGACAAGUACAACCUGGUGAAGGGUAUCAUCGACAGCAAGGUGUCGGCGAGCCGCGAGGUGGUGGCCGUCACCGGCGACGGUACGAACGAUGGGCCCGCGCUCAAGAAGGCGGACGUCGGGUUCGCGAUGGGCAUUGCCGGUACCGACGUGGCGAAGGAAGCCUCGGACAUCAUCCUGACCGACGACAACUUUAGCAGCAUCGUGAAGGCGGUUAUGUGGGGCCGCAACGUGUACGACUCGAUCGCCAAGUUCCUCCAGUUCCAGCUGACCGUCAACGUGGUGGCGGUCAUUGUUGCGUUCAUCGGUGCCUGUGCCGUGCAGGACUCGCCGCUGAAGGCGGUCCAGAUGCUGUGGAUGAACCUGAUCAUGGACACGCUCGCGUCGCUCGCCCUCGCGACGGAGAUGCCGACGCCGGACCUGCUGCUGCGAAAGCCGUACGGCCGCACCAAGCCGCUGAUCUCGCGAACGAUGAUGAAGAACAUCCUCGGCCAGGCGGUCUACCAGCUGGUGAUCGUGUUCGGGCUGCUGUUCGUCGGCGACUGGUUCCUGGAUAUUGAGUCCGGUCGUGGCCAGCCGCUCAAUUCGGAGGCGACGCAGCACUUCACCAUCAUCUUCAACGUGUUCGUCUUCAUGACGCUGUUCAACGAGCUGAACGCGCGCAAGAUCCACGGCCAGCGGAACAUCUUCCAGGGCCUGUUUACCAAUCCGAUCUUCUACUCCAUCUGGAUCAUAACGCUCGUCUCGCAGGUAUUCAUCAUCCAGUUUGGCAAGGUGGCGUUCUCCACCAAAGCGCUGAACAUGGAGCAGUGGCUCUGGAGCGUGUUCUUCGGGCUCGGCACACUGAUCUGGGGCCAGAUCGUGACGAGCAUUCCGACGCGCAAGAUGCCGAAAAAGAUGGCGUGGGGUCGCGGACACCCGGAGUCCGAGUACACCGAGGCGAUCCGGCUCGGCGAGGAGCGCUACGAAACGAUGGACAAUGACAAGAAACCCCGUGCAGGUCAGAUAUUAUGGAUCCGCGGCCUUACCCGGCUGCAGACCCAGCUUCGUGUUGUACGUGCAUUUCGAUCCACAUUAGAAGAUUUAGAGGAACGCCGUUCCAUUCAUAGCUUACAUAGUCUUAGAAGUUCACGCAGUCAUCCCGGAGGCAUGAGCACGAGUGGUACAAUGACUAGUCAAGGUCUCUCAAAUCUCUUAUAUCCACCAGGUUCCAACAUCCAAACCGGCCGGCUAAUAGGUACUAAUGUUGGCGAUCUUAAGUAUAUUGAUGAAGAUCAAAGACUUCAUAAUAAUCAGCAUAUUAUAGAGAAAUUCGCGGUAUGGACAAAAUCGACAACAGUCUAAAAUCAGAUUCCUUCCUUUGCUCUUGAAUGUAUAACAUGAUGAGAUGAGGAGAUGAGUUAACCCUGAGACAGAAUGAGCUGAGAACAGUAGAAGGGAGUAAACAAUUCGAACAAAAACUCACACAUAAACACACACACAUACACUCAGGGUGUGGGUGAACCGCGUUGUAGAAAGCUUUGUGUGUCACACGGGUGGUGGCGUCGCGCGAUCCAUUUAAACCGAGAUAGAUCACGCGCCGAUCGUCCUAGGUCGUCGCCGAACAUGUUGGCUAGGAGACAGUGAGGAAGCGUUACUAGACACAGAAACACACAGAGAAAUACACAAACACACACGGUACCUUAGAGCGCGAGCGCGCAUGGCUCUAAAUGAUGCUUCAGCUGUAUAGAAACAAUGCACUGGUAGUGGCGGCCGAACUACUGUUGUACAGGUGCAAUCCCCACGACCGCUGCCGCAGUCGUAUUUAAAAAGAACCAAAAACAAACCAUAUUAGUAAGGCAGAAGCAGUACACUGCAUCAAGGGGAUGAGCAGAGGCAGCGGGGCACAGCAACAGCAGCAGCGGCAAGUAUCAGCAGUAUCAGCAACAGCAGCAGUAACAACAGAAGGCAAAGUUUAAUAGUUUUAUAAUGAAAAACAUACACACACAAUGAUUCCACUGCGAGACCUAGAGCCAGUAGAAAGUGAACGCGCAUCUUCUCCAUUUCGCGGAACAGGAAACUAGGAUAAGGCCAUGCGCGCGUGCCGCACUUGCGUUCUUGAUUGCUCCGAUGAUCGAUGGUCGUUGUUGUUGGCGCACGCUUCGAUAUUUGCUCCCUGCGAUCGUAACCGCCUCUGCGUGUCACUUUAUCGAGCUUUUGCGGCACGACGAACCACGUACGACGGUGUCACAGACGGAGAGCAGUGCGCGUUCCAGUUAAAACAGCCGGCAGUUGCGAUAGAAAACAGUGCGUAAGGAAACCAAAAGGUAUCCUAACCGAUCGUUUUGGUAGCGAAAGUGUUGAGCAAUAGCAACUUAAAAUGAAGAAGUAAACAAAAAAUAGUACGAAAAGAGAUAGUUAAAUGCACGGAUUCGUUUGAAGCAGAUGCAUUAAAUUGUUAUCAGCAUGAACAAAAAAUCACAAACAAACAAAACAAAGCUGAAGAAAAUGAAAAAAAGCAGAACAUAGCGAACAUAACAAUUUAAUUUAAACGAAACAAAACAUGUGCAAAAAACGAUGAACACAGAACAAUUUAUCGAGAGAGUAUUAUUGUGUACCGUUUGAUGUUUUUGUUCGAACACGUGUGUAGGCUAAUGGAAAAAUUAAUUAUACAAGAAAGGAAAAAGUUCUAUGUUACACAUCUUAUUAUUAAUGAAACAAACAAACAAAAAAAAACGUCACGAUACGGGGCGCGAACGUCACAGGACAACCACUAAAGCAAGGACGAUGGAAAAUGUCGAAAGAGUGUAUAGAAAAAGAGUGUUGAGGAAGAUUUGAAUGCUGAUGAGAAGAGCGUUGAUACGCAAAGAAAGGAACUCUCUGUCAGGUGGUAGAAAUAAUCAAGGACACAAAAACACGUACACAUGUGCACUCUUUCACACGCACAUACACAAAUACACACACACAUACAUUGAUGAAUCAAAAAUCGAAUCGAUUGAUAGUUAAGCAAGAUUCACUCCUUCCCUCCUCACACACUCUUCCCCCAUUUGCUAUCUAGGAUUAGUACUAGUGCACUACUAACUUAUUUUAAAUAUAAAACCCCCCAUCAAAUGCGACAGACUAGUUAAGCGGAAAAGAAGAAGAAUAAGAAUAGAACGGAAAAAUCCAUUGGGAAACAAAAGAAGCAAUCAAAGUUGACUCGUUUUUGGAUAGAAAGAGAGAGAGAGGUGAAAAUUACGAAUUAAAUAGUAGGCAAGGAAGCUAAGAGUCCGUUUCGCAACAUUCACAUACGGGUUUUUGAGAAGCUAGGUACAGUUUUCGGUUCCGGUCCGGCACCAGUGUUUCGGUCGGUGAAUGGUGAACGGUUUUCAGUUUUGGCACACCUACCAUCUUAAUGUGGCCCGAGCAAAGCAUUGAAAGCAGAAGAAAUGAAGCACUUUCGCGAGCAAUCGGCAGACACUGGCGAAGAGGAGAAGCGCGUUGUGUGAGGUCACAUUCGGGAACGGAUGCGGGUGAGCACAGUGGUACAACCAAGAGCAACGGUAGGAACAACACACCGGAGGGAUACCUUUUGAUUGGGUAGUAGAAGAGGGACCGUGCAGUAGUAGAGUGUGGAAUUGGACCAGACAAUUGGAUAACAGGACCUUUAUCCUUCUGCCACUUUUUCCCCUCUCCUGUGUAUAUCCGUCGAUGAAGAGGGAAGCGAUACGGCUGGAUAGCAGCAAACGGUUGAAAGUGCAGCGUGGAUUGUGGCGUGUUUAGCACGAGAGAGAGAGAGAGAUAAGAGAGAAGAUCUGUGAUAGUUUGUGCGUGGUGCUGCCAGGUGAAAUGGUCUGCAUGCUGGAAUGUCGUGAUCAGUUGUGCGCGUUGAAUUGCGGGUGUUUGUCGCUUCCCCGUUUGAAAGUUGGACCAUUUUGUUUGCAAUGACUUUGUCGUUUCGUCUGUCUGAUGGUGGUGGAAUCGCACGCUCUCGAGGAUUGAGCUAGAAAUGACCCCACCAUCCCAUAUGUAAUCCCAUUUCGGAUGUAACUCUGCGCCGAUGGUUUAAUGUCGUCAAAAUAUGCUGUUUAGUUAACAUUAGACUGUUGUUGCUAUCAUUCUGCUUUUUCGGACAGCAUCGAUCAGAGAUCAAAUCUCAAAAGAUUCUGUCGUUUUAGCUAUAUGAGCGAGUGACGUCAUCGGACAUUUCAUGCCUCUCAGACUUCAGAGUUCGAAGAACUACCUGGAAGAAGAGUUGGUUCAUUAUGUUCAAACGCCAUAUUUCGGCCGACUUUGAUUGCUUGGGACAGAGUUGCAACAAAUGUGGUAACACCUUGAGCGCUACGUGUGUGUUGAAAUGUGUGUGUGUGUGUGUGUGUGUGCGCGUGAGAAUCAUUGUGCGUGCGUGCGUGUGUGUGUGUGUGAGAGAGAGAGAGAGAGAGAGAGAGACGGAGUGUUUGUAAGCGUCGAAAGCAUGUUAGUUACAGUUUCUUCGAAACAAUCGUUGCCCGUUCUCGGUUUUUGUGUUUCAUUAGGAUUAGGAGCGAGUGUCUCCGGUUCGUUCUGUUCAGUAGCCAGGAGAGAGGAGUAAUAGUGAUAAGUAUACAGUAGUAGCCUUUUAAGAAAGUAAACCGGCCGCACUCGGUCAUACUUUCUGUCGUCCCACCCCCCACGCAGCUUCCCCACGGGAGUGCGCGAGCGCGCGCGGGAUGGGAAAGCGGGAAUCGGAAGCUCGGGAGGAUCGUUCGGAAGCAAACACUACCAGUUACACUUAAAGUGACAAAUUUCUAUUUCUAUAAGUAAGAGAUACAGCACUUUACUUAGUGAUAGCAUAAGUAUAAAGUACACAGAUACACACACACACAAACAUACUAUAACAAUCUAGUGCAAUACACAAGAUAUCGAGACAGUGGAGUGGAUACCAGCUGGAAAAGAAGGCAAAACUCGAAAGAGAAGAUAAUUAAUCAUAUAAAACAACAGCCACACUACACCCAACCAACCAACCCGUGUACGUACGUUGACGUUUAUUACAAUUGCACAGAGUUUUGUUUAUAAAAAUUUGAACGACCGAUCGCACGCGAUCGCAGCUAGUCCAUACAACGCGACCGAAGGAAGCAAAGCGAUAUACACGUGGCCAGUAAAGUUUAUUGUGCAUGUGUGCAUGUGUUGCAGAUCGACUAAAACACCGGCUUCGCACCAUGCAGUAUGUCGAAAUUGUUACCGAAAACCAAAACAAAACAAAACAAAAAUGUGUGCGUAUUAGAGCGAGCGAACGUGUGUUGAAUACCACAAACAACCAAAACGGAGCCAACCAAAUGAUAAAAUAAAAUAAAACUAAAAUAAAAGUAAAGUUAUCCUCCUUCGCAAUAAAGGAAACCAAAAACACACCCACGCCCUUAAAAAGUUAUCAUGUAACAUCUUACAACGGCAACAACACCCGAAACUUGAAUGGGGGAAACAAACUAAAAAAAAAAAUAAUGCAAAACCAGAACUUACCGAAAACAAAAAAAUAACCAACCAACCAAACAAACAGUGGAAAAGUUGACCGCAACAUCGUUUGAAUGUAGUUAAUUGCAGUAAAUAAAGGCAUUUUAAUGACAACAAGUUUCGAUUCUCGAUUCUUUAACGCUAGCAAAUCGAAAAGGAGGGGCUAAUGGUAGUGAACAAGGAGAAUUACCGUGUUGCAAGUGAAAUAUUUCAAGUACUAGAUCCGAGAUAGUAUCUACAAUAGUUUAAUAACACUCGGUAGUGACCAGUGUGUUGCGCAUGACACACAGACGGAGUUGUGCGAUGGGUAAUACAAGGAGGUAGGAGGAGUCGUAAUCAUUUGUUUGGGGAAAUAUGAACAUUCGGAUGAGCUAAUUAAAACCCAUGCACACUUACCAAAAACAUGCAAAACGAAAGCGUUCUGGUAACAGUGAACAAACGCACUAUGGAAGCAAACUAGCACGUACUUGAAAUAAAAAAUUAAAACAAAGCAAACAAAAAAAAUAAGAAAACUUACAUGAUGUAAGUAAAGAAAGCGUAACACCAAAGUCAAAGAACUUAAACCAACUCGAUGAUACAUCCCUUUCCCAUCCGCACCGCGGCAUAACGCCAUCCUCCGAAGUGAGGUGUCCUGUACGAGCGGACUUUAAGCAUCUGUUCUUCUUUCAUCCCAUUAUAAAUGGCGUCGCUUACGAUAUAUCAGUAGAGUAUUCCGAUACUGUAGUUUUCUGGUCUGGAUUAAUGGGAACAAAGAUUUAGUUACUUUGUCAUCCACUUUCUUCACUCUCCCUCAAGUGCUGCUCACAAUCUAUGUGUUCUCCCUUUUGCGCAAAUGUACAUCUCGCUGUGAAGCAAAGAAACCCCAUUGACCUCAUUUUGGUUCCGAUUCUUCGAUGGUCCCCUAAAACAAUUUCCCAUUUUUGUGACAUUGCGUCAUAAGUGGCAGCAUUGUACAAUGUCUUUUUGUUUUUGCUACUUCUUCUUCCAGUAUAUGGGAUAUGGCUCUUACGAAAUAAGAUUGUAAUGUAAAAUAUUCGCACUCGCGGUUAGUCAAGAAAGUAUUAAAGGGGCAUAUUUACUUACAUAGUAUAGAUAAAUAAAAAAAAAAAAAACACUCGGGGCUGUAAUGCAGAACUCGGGCCUCGGUGUCACUCGUCUCGGUAGAGAUAACCAAACGGAGCGGAACUCAGCCAGGGGUUUGGAGAAGCAAGUGGGGGUUGGGAGCGAUAAGAAGCAAUUAGUGACAUUAUUAGUAGUAGUCGUACGGUAAUACUAUUUAUUAUGACGUUUCUGACGUUUGUUUAUUGCGUGUGUGUUCCACAGCAACCUUGGCUUAUCUCUCCCCCCUCCCAGCCACACUGUACUCUUUCGAUCGGUAGAGGGGAGAAAAGCAUUGUUUACUUAGGAAUCGUUAGCACAUUGGUGCGUUACUGUUCGUUACCCGUUUUGGAUGCGUUACGUUGGUUAAGUUAUGUUUAAGGGAAGCGGUGUUCACGCCCUCUUACUAUUUAGACGAUUGUGUUUCGCGCAUGUAUUGUUAGAGUUUUGUUCAGUAGAAGUGAAAAUAACAACAGCAAACAUACACACAUUCUACCCGGUAUGCGUACUCAAUAAAUGGUAUGCGGUGUGUCGAUAAAGUGGACACUACUGUACGUUUACCACUCACCACAUCCAGCCACAUCCAGCGCGCAUAAAUGCGUUUUCAGUUGUAACACUUCAUAACAGUUAUAACAUUAAACUCUAGAGUAUCUAGAUGUGGAGCAAUGGUGCGUACGAGGCGUAAUUCGAGAUAAACGAUAAAAAGGGCUAAAACAAAAAUGAUAUCUACGAAUGUAGAAAUAACAAACAAGUGGAGGUGCAAACCAUACCAGAGGAAGAUUUUAUCGAGGCGAAAAAGCAACUGAAAAAAAAACAAUAACCAUAAGCCAGCGUACCAAAUACAACCGCAAGCAAUGAAACAGUACGUUGUAAUUGCACUACUUGAUAUGUAGAUGUUCCUCUCAGUUUGCCUUUUCAUUGAGCUAGGACAAUGACUUAUAAACACUUUAUCCGAGCGACACUACCAUAAUAUGUGUACAAUUGGUGCGUUACUCAGAUGUUUACAAACCGUUUGGUUCAAAAUCAUGGCGAGUGAAUGCGUUUCUACGGGGAAUUAUAUUCCCAGAUAUUCCCUUCCCUAUGUUAGACACUUUCAUUUACCGCUGGUUUUCUAGAGGCACGGUGACAUUUAUUGUGAUUUUGUAAUGAUUUCGAGGAAGUUUCUUAACUGUAUUCGACCGAUUAGGACUACUAUGCUGAGUUUAAUCAUGCGCCUCUAUUGUAAUAUCUCAUCCGCUGUUGUAGUAAUGCUUUUGUUUCAUAAAACCAUGCAAAUUAAUCCUUGUUGUCACCACGGAGUUCGAGGUAACAUGACUUAAUGUCAAUGAGGAUUGCCAACUGUGUUAGUUACCGUUGCAGAUAUGUAGAUUGAGAAUAUUAGUAUUUGAUUUAAUGUUGGUUAAUGUCAGAUUUUAUUAGACAUUUUAUACAUUACGAGGAACUUAAUGCUCCUGUAAACUUUUGGCGCUCACCGUGCCUUUACCAUGCGCUAUAUUGACGACUGCCGACAGUGUCGUUUUCAGAUAAUUUCUUAUAAUUGUUUACGUUGUAAAAUCUUCCAGAGGACCGAUUUUUUAACAACCAAUAGUGAUCGCUACCCUACUCCACCAUCGCCUUUUUCUUCCUUCCCCACCUUCUGGGUUCGAUAGUCCCCGAGCUGUCUGCUUCCCGGUAUAAAUGAGGAAGUCCUCCACCCCCCCGUGGCAGAAAAUUCGUACUGUCGAUAUAUAGUUAAAAGUUAAAAAAAAAAAAACAAAAUCAAGCUUUAACGAGUAGAGAACACUAAAUAACCCAGCUCUCCUCUCGACACUCUCGAACUGUAAAUCUCUCUUGUACGUUAGUGUAUGUGUGUAUAUCCUCCCUAGCCGGUCAGUCGUGCCAGUCCCUAUCUCCCCGCCGGAGUGUCCUCGAACACUUCAGUACCCCCGAUUCUUCCUCCAAAAUUUGUUCACUUUCUUGUCGUGUCUUAUGUUAGAAUUAAAAAAAAGAGAGAAAAAUGUUAAUAAGAUGUUUUCCUUCCACUAGCUUUUGGGAUGCGGUACAGAGGACGUGUGUGUGUGUAUGUGUGCUCCCAUUUAGCUACUGGUCACUAAAAGCCUUCGAAACUAAAACAAUCCCUUGGUGCUGGUGCACAACAAAAAAGAGUGGAAAACAGUAAUAAGAACAGGGCGGUACACAGGCUGGCAAUACAGAAGUUGUUUCAAACCGCAGAAAUAACAUCGCAAAGUAAGAGGCACACAUGUGUUAAACCGCACGUGGCGAGAACAAACACAUGCAAGAAUUUCACAUGUUUUCUCUGGUUUAAGUUUGUAUCAUAGGAAUAGAAGAGUAAUUAAAUAAACAAAACACAGAAGAAAAAACAACCAAAUCACAUUCAAAACGUAUGUAUAUCUUUAAACAAAACGGAUACGAUAUUAAGUUAGGGUUUAGCAAGGGAAACAUGACAUAACACUCACUCACACCUGGACACAUUGACACACAAAAACCUUGUUACAAAAUAAAGCUAUGAAUGAUAAAAAAAAAAAAACAGAAACACACACGCCUGUUUGUGUGUCAGUGUAAGUGUUUGUAUUCAAAUCCGAGUGAAGAUAUCUACUUAGAAUUGAACGUCUUGUUGCAAGGCGCGUUUGUCCGCACAUCUAGGAGAUGUUGAUGUUUUGCUUUCCUUCGUCCUUUCUCUAUAUAACAGGAUCGUUGUGCAUGCAAGUGGAUAUAGGUGGUAUAUCUUCGAAUGGAUUUUACACACAAACAUAUACACAAACACAUGUACUUACAAAAAAAAACAGACAUUAUACACCUUCUUAAAAUAAACACCUCUACUUAAGACCAUCCCUUGAGAGCUUGUUUGUUUUAGCGUGUGUGAGGAAGUGUGGUGAAACAUUUAAUAAACGCCAAAGUGUUGCUCGAACUUUACCAAAGCGCAAGCGAUAGUAAUGCAAAGAAUGAGUCUUAUUAGUGUAUUAGUAACACAGCAACGCGGGAACAGUCAUAUGCAAUUUAGCCUGCGUUUCGGAUAAGGGCUAAAAAACAUAAUAAGACACAACACUUAACGGUAAACAGUGCAUACACUUACAUAUUACACAAAAAAACCCAGGGAAUGUAAGAUAGAGCUCCCCCCCCCUUCCCCCCUUUAAAAACAGGAAAGAAUGAAAAAGAGAUUGUAACCCACCCUAUAUGAAAAACAAUUUUUAAACGGAAUACGUUUUACCUCUUGUUCUGUUGAGCGAAAAGUGCGCUGCAACAAUGUAGAAAAGGUAACAAGAUAAUAACAAGAAAGCAUAUAUUUGAAUGUUCUUGUUUCUUGAAGUACUAUCAUAUUCUAUCUUUAUCUUUCCUCUUUUUUGCAUUUCAUUAUCAAAUUAGAAGUGUUUAUUUAUUCAGCGUGUUAGUUUGAGCCUUCUCGUAACCUUUUUGGAGCGUUUUUGAGAGAGAAAAAAAACACUCAUCACAAAAUUUAACAGCGUAGGAAUUCCUUUCAACAUUUAACAAACUAAAUCAAACUUCACACGAAGGAACCAAAACUAUAAAUGAAAAAAUGAGACAAAAAAAAAACAAAAAUAAAUUUAAGAACAACGCUCGAAGAGUUAGAAGAGAACAAAGAUAGUAAGAAUGGUUAUAUCUAGUCUAAACUAAUAGUAGUUCAUAAAGGAAUACACACAAACACACAAUAUAAGAUACGAUUUAAUUCAUCCACAAAAAAAAGUUAGCGAAAUUUAAACACAAAAGUUAAUAAAGCAAAUAGAAGUGACAGUGAAAAAAGUUCUAAAAAGCACUAACAACACGUGCAAAACCAAGCGAUACAGAGGACGAUGAUAAUAAAGAGAGGAAAAAUCUUUUAAAAAUAACCAUACCAACUCAAUGAUGCGACAUUAGGCAUCUGGGCUUGGUUAAAAUGACAGUUUACGGAUUGCAGUUCACCCAGCACUAUUACCGAGUACCAAGGGGUGUAGUAUUAUCGACACUCGGACAUUGCAACUGGAUGGCUUCGAGACGAUGUACAUUCAACCGGCAACAACAUGCGAUCUCCUCUCACAUUCGCCAUUUGCAUUCGCGGUUUUAGUACGUUAGGGCGAUGAUUGCGUACUAUGUAUCAUUGCACACAAGACGAAUUAAAUAACUUCUACCCAUACUGAGUAAUAAGUAAUACAAGUAAAGUUUAAACGGAACACCGCACAUAAACACCUCAUUAACACGGACGAAAGCAGAAUAGAAACAUCUGCAAAAGAAGGUAAAUGUGAAAUGGGAAAACUUACGUGCGCAAUAACAACAAAUCGUUUCGUUCUUCAAACAACUCGAACAAAAUAAAAAUGAUAUGAAAACUUA